Molecule: messenger RNA, 960 nt
Organism: Paramecium sonneborni
Lineage: Eukaryota; Ciliophora; Oligohymenophorea; Peniculida; Parameciidae
Source: the annotation of a GenBank genome assembly
AUGAAUGAAGAAAAUGAAAAGAGUUAAGAAAUAGCAAAAGAAAUGUUAUUAGUAGGCCUAAACAACCCUGAAUUAAACGAUAACAUUGAUAAGGAAUGGAAUUCAAGGAGAAAUCAACCAAGACCAAAGACAGCUUUACAUGAUAGAAGAUAAUAAUAAUUAUAAGAAUUGAAAGAGUAAUUUUUAUCAUCACAUAAUUUAUAACAAAAGUAAGUUAAAUAAGAAAAAGUGGUUUAAUAAGUUCAUAAUAAUUUUUAACCUUUACCAUAAAAUAAGGAAUUAGGAGCACAAUUUGUUAAUGGAAUAGAAAAAUUUAAUGAGAACUAAACAAGAGAUUCUGGUGUAGCAAUUUGUUAUAAUUUGAUUGAGAAAAAUAAAGACUUAUAGUCAGUAUAAACAAUGAUAGAAUGUUUGUAUAGCAGUUCAAAAAAAAAUAUAAAUCCAAAGACAAAUAGUUAAAAUACAUUAGCAAUAGAUAUGGAAUUGAUGACUUUAGGAGAAAUAAUAAAACAGAAUGAAGAGAACUUAAAUGCGUAUUUAAUUGAUAAAAUUUUUCAAAUAAUAAAAAAGCACAUGAAUGUACUAAUUAAUUAUAUAUAGAGUAAUUCAGAUACAACUGUUUAAGCUAUAAGUUAUGUUUUGAUGUAAUUGUAAGCUCAUAUCAGUAUUUCAAAUACAUAUUAAGAAAUAAAUGAAUUUAUUUAUGACAAAGGGAGAUAAGUAUAAGUGGCAACAAUUUUAUCUUUAUUAUGUUAUUAUUUAAAAUAAUAAAAUAAGACAGAUGAUGUGAUUAUUUUAGGAUAAUUAAUUUUUGAUAUUUAUAAGGUNAACAAUUUUAUAAAUAAUACAAAUAAUUUGAAAAAUUCUACAAAAUCUAAUAAAAUAUUUUCUGAGAGCGAAUAGAAGAUUGAAACUCAAUUAUAUAAAUUAAAUAAAAUUAAAGAAUUUCAGGAAGGAUGA